This is a messenger RNA of Trematosphaeria pertusa, 1047 nucleotides long. RefSeq lists its product as uncharacterized. NCBI's taxonomy places the organism in Eukaryota, Fungi, Ascomycota, Dothideomycetes, Pleosporales, Trematosphaeriaceae. The transcript has 3 exons. Bases 1 to 1047 code for a protein of 348 amino acids. The record is from RefSeq and is a predicted model, not a curated record.
AUGACGUCGGCUACCGAGAUGCCGCCCUAUUCGAAUAAUUCGACCAUGUGGUUGAUCCCGGUGUCAAUACUGGGUGCCGUCGCGCUGUGUCUAGUCGUCAUGCGCAUAUACACACGACUGAGGAGGACGGGGAGGUUGUAUGUUGACGACUGGCUCAUCGUCGUCGCAGAGCCCCUUUCGCUCACCAACAUAUGCAUCGCAGCGGCAGCGAUCGCCUAUGGAUGGGGCAAACCCAUCGCAUAUCUCACCCCAGCAGAAGUAGUAGCCAGCUUGAAGUUGCAGUUUGCGCUCCAAACAGUGUGGAUAUUCACCCUAUGUUUCGUCCGGCUCUCCAUUGCGGCUUCGCUACUCCGUUUCGGCCAGGAGCGAUGGUGGAAGUGGACGCUGUGGAGCAUCAUGGGACUGCAGUCACUGAUCUCCUCGAGCUACGUCGUUAUCCAGUUCGGCCAGUGCAGGCCGAUCUCGUAUGCCUGGGAACAAGUCGGUGACGUGGAGUGCUGGGACAUCAAUGCGAUCGUCGACUACGGCUGGGCCAUUGCGUCCAUAUAUGUCGCAAUGGACCUCAUUCUUUCCCUCAUGCCCAUCAAGCUCGUCCGGAGCCUGUCCCGAUCCACAGGCGAGAAGAUACUCAUCGGCGUCCUCAUGUCGCUCGGUCUGCUCGCAACCGCCAUCACCUGCGCUAAGAUGACGACGUUCAACGACUUUGGAAAAGGCGACCCUAUGCAAGACACCAUGAAGCCGUCCGUGUUCGCCAAGCUCGAGGAAGUCGUCGGUAUCAUCGCGUGCUCGCUGCCGUGCCUCAAGUCGCCCGCCGAGCAGUUGCUGAAGAAGUUCGGCAUCUUGAAAGAGCAUCAAUUGACAAAGCCCAGCUUCGUCAUCUCCCUUCCGGAUAUGCAGGAGGAUGCAGACCAGAGGAGUAGCAGCGAUGGCUCUCUUCCCAGCGGAAAGGAUGCCGUUCGGGUUGACUCCGUUGCCUUCAAACCGGGAAGCGCGAAUUCGAAUUCCCUUCAACAGGGCAAUCGAAAGGAUAAUUGGGAAGCCGUGUGA